Brassica napus (rape) is the source of this 1303-nucleotide messenger RNA. Its product is annotated as UPF0725 protein At3g25080-like. The transcript has 5 exons. Lineage: Eukaryota; Viridiplantae; Streptophyta; Magnoliopsida; Brassicales; Brassicaceae. The record is from RefSeq and is a predicted model, not a curated record. Bases 166 to 1092 code for a protein of 308 amino acids.
UAGGUGGGGGUAAAUAAGCAUGAAGGAUAGAGUUAAUAGGGCAAAUAAGAAUAAAGUCCUAAAAAUAAUAGAACGCCUGUUAUAUAUAGUGGCGUGAGAUUGAGAAUCCUAAAUCGACCUUUCUCCUAAAAUCCACGAACCUUAACCUAAAUCACGAUCGUAAAGAUGUUCUUAAGCUGUCGCAAUGAAGAAGAAUUGGAUCGCGAAUCGGCGGAAACGGAUGAACUUUUGAAGAAAUACGGUAUAUUCGAUCUCAAAAGCUCUAGGAACGACCUACUUAGAUACAGAUGUACGAAAGAUCAUCCUUGUCCUCGCUUAGUCCGCCUGUAUGCUAAGAUGGGCCUCCAUCGUUACAACUUGCUGCAGGGUACAAAGUUUAAGCUCAAAUGCGUGAGGAAAUACAUCGAGACAAUGGGUACUGCUGCUCGCUCCUAUUACAUGACUUUGGAUGCAAUUGACACAGCUGCUGCUGGUAGCUCUUCUUCGCUUCAAACUUUUCAGACUAAAGUAUCGGAAGAGGCUUGUGGCCUAUUCAUUCUGUUGUGCGAUAUUGCAAGAAUUCGAGGGGAAUCAAAAAGUGACGAAGAGACGAUGGGUGUGGACAGAAGCAUGCCUGAGUGGCCGCCAGAGAAUCCUUUUGAAAGACAUUGCCUGGGGAAGGAAGAGGUGAAUUCCAAUGACUGGAUUCGUCUUUAUGUGGAACUUGCUCUUGCCGCAACUGAAGAUAGGGAUGGUGAAUUGAAGUUCAAAUUGAAGAUUGUGAACGUGGCUACAGAUUUGCUCGAUGGGGGACUCAACGCCAGAAAUGCUACUUUUUACAUAAGGUACUUGGACAAGUCCAAGGGUGAGGAAUCUGAUUGCAUUGCUUGUGUUAGGAGAAGGAUUGAUGAGGAAACUGGAUGUUUCAUCCUAGUUGGUCAGACUCAUCCAACUUCAGAUAUUUUAUCAAAGAAGCGUAAGUUUGUUGGUGGGGAUAGCGUCGACAAAAGGACCAAGACCGGACUUCCAGAUCAUAUCUCGUCAGAACUAGCUACCCGCGAGGAUCAUGAAGCUGUGAGCUCUGACUCUUCUUCAGUUGUUUCAAUUGAGUAACACCGGUGGCCUGGCUAGUCGUCUCCCGCAACACAAUAUCAGUUUGGAAUUAAUGCUGGGAUUAAGUUGAUUGGAUUGUUAAGUAGACUUGUUUUCGUUUGGUGUUUGCCUGAAUAGGGGAGUCAUUCUUCUUCUUGCCCUUAGUUGUUUCCUUUUCAUGUCACACUUGGUAACUGACCUGUGAUACUAAUAAAUAAAUUUGUGAAGGAUA